This is a messenger RNA of Telopea speciosissima, 527 nucleotides long. Its product is annotated as protein transport protein Sec61 subunit beta-like. Gene Ontology annotation, cellular component: Sec61 translocon complex; endoplasmic reticulum membrane. NCBI's taxonomy places the organism in Eukaryota, Viridiplantae, Streptophyta, Magnoliopsida, Proteales, Proteaceae. The record is from RefSeq and is a predicted model, not a curated record. Bases 145 to 405 code for a protein of 86 amino acids. The transcript is spliced from 2 exons. Gene Ontology annotation, biological process: intracellular protein transport.
UUACGUUCCCUUAUAUAUUCUGUAACGGCGAAGGCAACGAAGUAGAAGGUAAGAGACGAAGAACAGAAAUAUCGGAGAGAUCGCAGCUCCCUAACCCACCAACGAGUUCUCUUUGUUCCAACAGUAAACAAGGUCUGAAUAGAAAUGGUUGCAAAUGGUGCGAAUCCCCCAAGAGGCAGUGCAGCAGCAACUGCCAGCAUGCGAAGGCGGAGGACUACCGGUGGUGCCAGUGCAGCAGCAGGGGCAAGUGGGACAAUGCUCCAGUUCUACACAGAUGAUGCCCCAGGGCUCAGGAUUUCACCAAAUGUUGUGCUUGUAAUGAGCAUCGGAUUCAUAGCCUUUGUUUCCAUCCUUCAUGUCGUAGGAAAGUUAUUCCUUGUGUCCAGAGAAGCUGGGAGGUCUUAAGAGUAACAAAUACAAAGUUCGCUUACUUUCAAGUUGUAGGUAGGAAAAAGUAUUCCAGUUCAUAUGGAUUUUGUUUUUGGCAUGAUUGAUGCAGGAGCUUGAAUCUUUUAUGGUUUUACUUU